Daucus carota subsp. sativus is the source of this 1807-nucleotide messenger RNA. RefSeq names its product peptidyl-prolyl cis-trans isomerase CYP37, chloroplastic. The transcript has 12 exons. NCBI's taxonomy places the organism in Eukaryota, Viridiplantae, Streptophyta, Magnoliopsida, Apiales, Apiaceae. The record is from RefSeq and is a predicted model, not a curated record. Bases 87 to 1496 code for a protein of 469 amino acids. Gene Ontology annotation, biological process: protein peptidyl-prolyl isomerization. Gene Ontology annotation, molecular function: peptidyl-prolyl cis-trans isomerase activity.
GAGAAUUGAUUUAUUUUAUUGUGUUGGCAAGGAAAAAGAUAGGAUUUGGAUAGAGCUGCAAAUUUGAGACAACACGCUUAUGUUCCAUGGCUUCUCUUUUAUCCUCCCCCUCCACCUCAAUCUCCAUCUACCACAAGAAGCUUUGUUCAAGUAACAACAAUGUAUCUAACCAAUCAUUUGUAUGUUGUUCGCUCAUCCCCAUUCGCAGACAAAGAUACACAACAACAAGGGCAAGAUGGUUGGUUCAGUCCAAACUCAUUUCUCCCAUUUUCUCGGCAAAGAUCACCCCUCCUUCAUCGGAAAUUAUAAAUCAUCACAAACUCACUAGUUUAUGUACGACUACUCUGGAAGAUCAGAUGAAGAAAUUCGGGGCUGCAAUUUCCAUGUUUGUUAUUUUCGUGCAGCUGACAUCUUCAUUGCCUUUACCUGGCUGGGCAUCAUGGUCUGUUUCUCCCGCAAAUGCUGUCCUUUUCUCGCCGGAGACCAAACUCCCUAGAACUGGGGAACUAGCUUUAAGAAAGGCUAUCCCUGCAAACACCAACAUGAAGACAAUACAGGAUUCCUUAGAGGACAUCUCUUAUUUGCUGAGAAUACCACAGAGGAAGCCAUUUGGAACAAUGGAGGGUAAUGUAAAAAAAGCUUUAAAGAUUGCAAAGGAUGAAAAAGAAUCCAUUUUGGCUAGUGUUCCGGCUGAUUUCAAGGAUAAGGGUUUGGAGUUGUACACAUCUCUGGUAGAGGGGAAGGGUGGAUUGCAAAGCCUUCUUGGAUAUAUAAAAGAUAAAGAUCCAGAUCGAGUAUCGGUAGGUCUAGCAUCUUCACUGGACACUGUUGCAGAACUGGAGUUGUUACAGGCUCCGGGACUGUCAUUUUUGUUGCCGGCGCAGUACUUGAAAUAUCCAAGGUUUACAGGAAGAGGAACCGUUGAAUUUGUAAUUGCAAAAGCAGAUGGUUCGACAUUUUCACCAGCUGGCGGUGAAUUACGGAAGACUGCCAAAAUUCAGGUCGUUAUAGAUGGAUAUUCAGCACCACUUACAGCGGGGAACUUUGCCAAACUGGUAGUUGAUGGGGCAUACGAUGGGGUGAAGCUUAAAUCUACUGAUCAAGCAAUAUUAUCUGAUAGCGAGCUAGACAAAAAUAUUGGUUACAGUGCUCCGUUAGAGAUUAUGCCAGCAGGACAAUUUGAGCCACUUUACAAAACAACUUUAAGCGUCCAGGAUGGGGAGUUACCUGUGCUGCCACUUUCAGUUUAUGGUGCGGUUGUGAUGGCUCAUAGUGAUGUUUCUGAUGAGUAUUCCUCACCAAAUCAAUUCUUCUUCUAUCGCUAUGAUAAGAGUUUUUCUGGCUUAGGAGGACUCUCUUUUGACGAGGGCCAAUUUUCUGUGUUUGGCUACACAGUUGCUGGGAAAGACAUCCUUUCUGAGAUCAAAAGUGGUGAUGUGAUCCAAUCUGCAAAGCUAGUGGAAGGACUUGACCAUCUCGUAUUGCCAGAAAGUUGAUUCUGCGGCCAUGUGGACAGGGUUCUCUUAAUUUUUUCAAUUCUCUCUACAUCUAAAGAGACAUCAGCACAAUUGUCCAUUGCUCUUAGACUGUCAAGCUCUGUUUCUCUCUUGCUCAACUUUUUUCCAGGAAAUCAUACUAUUACAGAGGUAAAAAAACAAUCGUGCAGCUGCACUAAGUUGGUGAUAUAUUGAGUCCUUGCUAUUUUUAUGCUUAGCCAUUUUUUCGGAGGAUCUAACAAGAUACUGCUCUUGAUGACUUUACUGCUAUAAACUUGUGAUUGCUAAAUAAUAUGAAAUAUUUGUAUUAA